AACCAGAGGCGCUGCACGGGCCAGCCUGUCAGAUAAACCAGCAGCGACCAUGACGGGCUCCCACAUCAGCCGCGGCUGGAGCGACACGCGCGUCCGCCGGCUGUGAGAGAGUGAGGGGGAUCCGCCGGGCCGGGCCAGGGCCGGGCAGGGGCGCCUCGGGGUCGGAGUCGGGGUUUUGGACGGUCAAUGGACUGGAAAGGGGAAGGAGCGAGAGGAAACCUCCGCAUGUUCAAGUUUCCUGCUCCCACCAGUGCGGGGAGACUGUGCGCGUCGGCUGCGACGCGUUGCGCGCCGCUGGAGCGAAGUUUAGAAACACCGUGAUUUUUUUUUCCCCAUCUCCCCUUUUUUUUUUCUUCUUUCUUUCUUGUUUUUUUUUUUUUUUUUUUUUUAAUUUUUUUUUUCUCUUGUCCACAAAUAAGGAACGGGCGGAUUAAUAACUUUUCCCUGAUGAAAAUUCCCCAUCUGUGCAUGGGAGGCUCCGCUGCGAUGAUGAUGUCGAGCAAGAGCGCGGAGUGGCUGCAGGACGAGCUGGAGUCCGGCUCCGGCGCGCUGCUGCUGCUGGACUGCAGACCCCACGAGCUGUACGAGUCCUCCCACAUCGAGUCGGCCAUCAACCUGGCCAUCCCGGGCCUCAUGCUGCGGAGGCUGAAGAAGGGCAACCUCCCCAUCCGCUCCAUCAUCCCCAACAACGAGGACAAGGAGACGUUCGUGGCGCGCUGCCGCACGGACGUGGUGCUGCUGUACGACGACGAGACAGCGGCGGCGGCGGAGGAGGAGCGGCACGAGCCCGGGCUGGGGGGCUCCGUGCUCGGGCUGCUGCUGCACAAGCUCCGGGACGACGGCUGCGAGGCUUUCUACCUGGAGGGGGGCUUCAACAAGUUCCAGUCCGAGUACCCCGAACACUGCGAGACCAAUCUGGACUGCUCGUGUCCCAGCAGCUCCCCGCCGGCGUCCGUCCUGGGUCUGGGCGGGCUCCGCAUCAGCUCCGACUGCUCGGACGGGGAGUCGGACCGCGAGCCGGGCAGCGCCACCGAGUCGGAGGGCAGCCCGCUGCCCAACAACCAGCCGGCCUUCCCCGUCCAAAUCCUGCCGUACCUUUACCUGGGCUGUGCCAAAGACUCCACCAACCUGGAUGUGCUCAGCAAGUACAACAUCAAAUACAUCCUCAACGUGACGCCCAACCUGCCCAACAUGUUCGAGCACGAGGGGGAUUUCAAGUACAAACAGAUCCCCAUCUCCGAUCACUGGAGCCAAAACCUCUCACAGUUUUUCCCGGAGGCCAUUUCAUUUAUUGACGAGGCGCGGUCCAAAAAGUGUGGCAUCCUGGUCCACUGUCUGGCGGGGAUCAGCCGCUCGGUCACCGUCACCGUCGCCUACCUUAUGCAGAAGCUCAACCUGUCGCUCAACGACGCGUACGACUUUGUCAAGCGGAAAAAGUCAAACAUUUCUCCCAACUUCAACUUCAUGGGCCAGCUCCUGGACUUCGAACGGACUCUGGGCCUCAACAGUCCCUGCGACAACCACUCCACCUCCCCGCCGCACGACCAGCUCUUCUUCACCACCCCGACCAAUCAUAACGUCUUUCAGCUGGACACGCUGGAGUCCACAUGAAAACAAGACUUAAGACUGUGCCCUCUUUAAAAGAAGAGCGAGGAGUCAAGGUGGAGUUGUUACCACGGUAACGAGCAGCUGCACUGGAGGAGAGCAGCCAGUUUUAAUGAAUGUUUUAGCCUCCGGAGGGUCUUGUCUUAGAGCCUUUGCCACAGAGCGGCACUGAGAGCGACAGGAUGGGUCACGAAUGCCACGUUUAAGGAGAUGUAAGGAGAGUUUAACUCGGAGAGGGGACGGAACACUGGGCUUAAGAUUGAGUCGUCAUUUGCAUUGAUUCAAAUCGAGGAUCCGAGAUCCCUGAUCAGCCUGUCUUGUUGUGAAGAACAAGGCAAUGUACUUAACUGAGUGAAAAACUGAAACGACCCCAGGAGGACAGACAGCUUCAUGCAAAGAUAGGAAACACGGGAAAUCUGCAGCACUCGAUUUAAGAGAUGACAGCGUCCUCUCUGUUUUUCCGCCUCGGCUCACAAGCUGAGCUGACUGGUGCCAAGUGGAGAAUCUGGGAUUUACUCAAAAUCUCACUCUACUGAAUGUAGAGUUUUUAAAAACCAAGGAAUUAACACUUACACACACACACACACACACACACAAACACAAAGUAUGUAUGUAAACGUACGUAGCAGAAAAUGUAUGAGCAGUCCUUAACAAAGUCAGUAUGUCCACAUGCAUUUUUGUAUAUUUUUAUGUACAUUUACGCACAGAUCUAUACCUUAUAUAAACAUAUACGCAUAGAAAAAUUUUGUCUUUGUCCAAAAACGAAGUAAUUCAAUCCACUAAUGGCUUAAGAGAUUGUAAAACUAAAAAAAAAAAAAGGGAAUGGGUGUUGAAGUUUUUUUUUUUCUCCUUUUUUAAUGACCUAAUGCAGUUUGCACAGUGGCAUAGCCAUUGACUUGCUGGCACUUGAAGCCAGUGCUGGAAGCAGGCAGAUAAAGAGACAUUCAGAGCGGGUGGAGUGGACAGAGGAGAGGCCAGUCCCAGGCUGCGACAAGUCCUAACAGCUGCACAACGGGACGGGGAGGGAGCAGGAACUAUGAGCUGAGCUUCAGGAUCCCCGGGUUAAAAUGGCAGGGAACGACUUAGGCCCCGUUUACACGGAGCAAAAACGGUGGCGUUUUCAUGCGUUUUGGCUGUUCGUUUACACGAAAACGAAGCUCAAAGUCACCAAAAAAAAAACGAUAAUUUCUGAAAAUUCCGGCCAAAGUGGAGAUUUUCAAAAACUCAGUUUUCACAGUUGCUUGUAAACGGAGGGAAACGGAGAUUUAGGCUUCAGAAACGUCACAUUAUGCAACAGAAGCGUCACCAGCAUCAUUUCUGCGACCUGUGUUUACAAUUUGUUCGGCCACCGUCAAUAUUUUCUUGUAUUUUACCUGUUUUAUAUUCUAAAGUCACACUUAAAAGCAGUGGUGGGUAUUGGGAAGGACCUCACGAUACGAUACGCAUCACGAUACUUGAGCCACGAUACGAUACAAUAUUGCGAUAUCCCGAUUAUGCGAUAUAUCCCGAUAUAUCGCGAUAUUCUAUAUAGUCCACCGAAAAAUUUAAAAAUGCAUUACAUGUCUUAAAAUCCAAGUUGUAUAUAUGUACAUCAGAUGAUAGUGAUAAUUCAUUGGACAGACUGAGUCAAAACAAUGUAAUUCAAACUUUCCAUUUUAAUAUGCAACAUAUUUGCAUGAAAAAACACACUGAAACACAAUAAAAAGUGCAGUGUGCAUUAUUCUUAGAUACAAAAUACUCCAAAUAAAAUGCAGUGUCUCACCCACACUGAAAUUGAAAUCACAAAAAUACAGUACAGCUAGGGGUGGGCAAAAAUAUUGAUACGGCAAUAUAUCGCGAUACAUAUGUUGAAUAUCGUAUCGGGAGACUAUGUAUCGCGAUAUAUUGCCGUAUCGAUAUUUUUGCUCACCCCUACUUAAAAGUGUGACUCCAAACGAAAGACUCUCGUUCCGUCUUGGAAGUAACUGGCAGUCAAGGCUGAUUUAUGGUUCCGCGUUACACCAACGCAGAGCCUACGGCGUAGGGUACGCGGAGACGCGCACCGUACGUAGGCUACGCCGUAGAUUUAACGCGGAACCAUAUUAUUCAGGCUUCACACGUGUCAUUUGUUGACGUUUUUUUUCCAGGAUUCUGAUUGGCUAGCAUGACUUUACGCUUCUCGUUACACUGCCCCCUGUAGGUUUGGCUGCUCAUUGCACCUUAACAGCGUAUUUAUCCGGGUUCGUGUAAACGAGGAUAUUUUUCAAAACGUAGAGGGGGAAAUAUCCGUUUUUGUAAAUACAAAACUCUGUGUAAACGUGGCCUUAGAAACCAGCUGAACUGUGGUUGGUGUGAAACGACUGUUUGUUUUGUUAAACUGUAGUUCCCAGUUCCUCCUAAAUUCACCUUAUGACUGUUCAUUCGGACACCUAAGAAAAAGUACCAAUGUUUCCAGCAGCUGUUCUCAGUAUCUGAGUCACUUGUUUCAUUUCAGUUUGAAACUAAACUCUGAACUUCCUCGAUUAUGACAUCACGACAGUUAUCACGCAAGUAUGUUCGGGCCAAAACUGGUUUCUACCAGCUCUGACUUUUGCUUCCUGAAGACUUUUCAGUGAGGGCUUGAGGCAGAUCAGGGCUCGAAGGCAAGAGUUCACUUUUUGGGCAACGUGUUUUAUAAGACUUGGAUAAACGGGCCCCUCAGACUUCUUACAGAGGUUAAAAUUUGCCAAAAAAGGACUAAUAGUGAUCAUUGCUUUUGUGUUCUGGUUUUGCGAGCUGGGACUGGCCUCCACGACAGACUGCACUUACUUUUUCUUAGUAGGGAUCACCCAUUUCAUCAAAGAAAGCUUUGUUGGGUUGAUUCACCCUUAAGCCUUGGCUAUAUUAUACAAAAGAUAUAUUAAUAAACACGUGAAUAUAAAAUUUAUAUAUAUAUAUAAUAAAGCUAAUAUUACACAAAUGGAUAUUAUUUUCUAUACCUGAGCACUCUGGGGUGCUGUAUGCUCUUGAACAUAGACAUGGAUGAUGCUUUAUCAGGUGGAAAGACCAACAAAGAGGCCUGUUUUUUGUUUUAUUUUAAUGCUGCUGCACACAGCAUGUAGUCAAGGUGAUUGCUGAGACAACGCCCACAUCUGCAGCACUCAAAGAAAAAGGUUAGGUUUGAAAAAUGAUGGGAAUAUUGCUCCAUUUAUCUGCAAGAAACUCCUGAAAUGUGUUGAACUUCUGCAUCUGUUUUAGUCUUAACAGCACUUAUCUAAUUGGGUGCGAGGGAGCAUCUGUAGGUACUUUGGGCCUCCCGAUCCAAAGUUUUCUUCUUCAUACUAAAAAAGCAGUGAGUCACUCAGUUGCAAGUGUUAAAGGGAAGGUCAGACUCUUACGUUGACCCUGAAAUUGCCAAAUAAAUCUGACUUUUCCACUCCAGGUAUCUUGCACAUUGGGGUUUCCUCUGCUUGUAAAGAAAUACAUGGGACAAGUAUUUUAAGAUAAAAUUCCUGAUAUUUUUAGAAACAGAUUUUCAAGGUGCAGAUGUGGACGAGGUCUGAACAGAAAAAAAGAACAGGGUUUCAGGCGGGAACAACGGUCGAAUCUGUUGGUUGGUUUUAGCUGGCCUUAUAUUAUCUUUCUAACUUCUUUCUAAUGCUGACUGUUCAAUACUCUUUGUAUUUCACUUGAAAAAAAAACAUUGUGUGGUUUAAAAAAAAGCUAAAAAAAACUGUUUCUCCGUUAUCUGGAAAAGAACACGGUGAUAAUAAGAGACAGAGAGCCGUCUUUAUUACCGUGACGGGUCACACGAGGUCGUCUUUGUUACUCUGCAAUUUAUCAGAACACCUUUUUUUGCAGUAUUUUGUACAUCUGAGACCUCAAUGUUUUUAAAUUCUUCUUCUUUUGUACGAUAUCUACUCUACAUAAUUAUACAAGAUUCAGCUUAGGUAUGGCUUAUGGACUGAAAUAAUAUUUCACCUGGGGUGUCCAAAAAUGAAGAGCCUGUUUGUCCAACCGUACAAAGGCCGUCGCAAACACACAUUCACACACACAGCAAGAGCUGUGCCUGUCACAACAGACAAUUAUACCACCCAGCUUAAAGAAAUACAAGUUAUUUUUUUCCAAAAAUGAUUUGAUAUAAUGUGCUUGAUGCUAUUCCUGUGGCCUUUUGAUAUGCAAAGUUUCUCUUUUUCGAUGGCAUCAGAAAUGAAAAUAAUACUACCACGCUUGAACGGACUUCCCUUUAUUUUUUGGGAAUCGUAUUCCACUUAAAGUGAAACUGGAUCACUUGCACCCAAGGAUUGAAAUAUAUUUCAGGAUGGAGUUUUUCUAUUUACAAAGAACACGGUUGAUUUCAAGCUGCUUUCUUGUGUUUCUGUGUCUCUGUCACAAUGAACGAGAAACCAAGUCCUUUUCUCUGUUUGUGAGUUUUCUAGAUCACGGGAACCGGUGUUUCUGUGUCCUUAAAUCUUGUAGCGACAGUAGAUCUUGGUAUGAAAGUGCUCAUGGGAGAAAGAUGUGGGCGAACAGGAGCGGAGGACAGAGACGGUGGCGUGAGAAACAAAGUGGAAGUAAACGUGAAUGAUUUUUAAAAAAAAUGUUACCUCAGUGAGGAUUUUCAGGGAUUUUCCUUUUUAUUUUGAUUUUUUUUUUGACAAUGCAUCUUGCAUCGUGUUACAGCUUCACAGUCACGUUGAAUAGCUGUUUUGUAUUGUGCUGUAAACAGUUGGGUUUUUUUGUUUUUUUGUUUUUUUUUAAAGAUGCAAUCUGUAUGUGAAUAAAAACAAGGGGGCAUGUUGACCGGGGCAUUUACACCUUUCUGUCUACUGAAAGAAACAUGAUUGACCUGACGUAUUGUAUAGUGUAUAUGGAAACAACACAAGACAUGUUUAUACCGCAAAUAAAUAUUGAAGUAUUUUUUUCUUUAA
Molecule: messenger RNA, 6494 nt
Organism: Cololabis saira (Pacific saury)
Lineage: Eukaryota; Metazoa; Chordata; Actinopteri; Beloniformes; Belonidae
Product: dual specificity protein phosphatase 7-like
Exons: 3
Coding region: 448-1611 (387 amino acids)
Biological process (GO): protein dephosphorylation; negative regulation of MAPK cascade
Cellular component (GO): cytosol; cytoplasm
Molecular function (GO): MAP kinase tyrosine/serine/threonine phosphatase activity; protein tyrosine/threonine phosphatase activity
Source: RefSeq, a predicted model, not a curated record